Cucurbita moschata (crookneck pumpkin) is the source of this 1117-nucleotide messenger RNA. RefSeq names its product proteasome subunit beta type-7-A. Gene Ontology annotation, cellular component: proteasome core complex. Gene Ontology annotation, molecular function: threonine-type endopeptidase activity. Bases 133 to 1032 code for a protein of 299 amino acids. Lineage: Eukaryota; Viridiplantae; Streptophyta; Magnoliopsida; Cucurbitales; Cucurbitaceae. The record is from RefSeq and is a predicted model, not a curated record. The transcript is spliced from 9 exons.
UGCAAGUUAUUUGCUUUUUAGACAAAGAAACGAGGAGAGGAGGUAAUUCGCUCAAGCCUCACUCGAACUCUCGCUGCUCCCCAAGUUGGAUCCUCCAUUUUCCUCGUUUUCAGGUGCACUUGAAAUUUAGCUAUGUCUAGCACUGCAAUUGAUGCCCCUCCCAAGGGUGGAUUUAAUUUUGAUCUCUGCAGAAGAAAUGAUAUGCUUGCAAAGAAAGGUCUUAAAUCUCCGUCUUACCUUAAGACUGGAACUACCAUUGUGGGUUUAAUCUUCAAGGAUGGUGUUAUUCUUGGGGCAGAUACUCGUGCUACUGAAGGCCCUAUUGUUGCUGACAAGAACUGUGAGAAAAUUCAUUAUAUGGCACCGAACAUAUAUUGUUGUGGAGCAGGAACGGCUGCUGAUACAGAGGCAGUAACAGACAUGGUUAGCUCCCAAUUGCAAUUGCAUCGUUACCACACUGGUCGAGAAUCAAGGGUCGUUACCGCUCUGACCCUUCUCAAGAAACACCUUUUUGGUUAUCGAGGCUACGUUUCAGCCGCUUUGGUGCUUGGUGGAGUCGAUGUUACUGGACCUCAUUUACAUACCAUCUAUCCUCACGGAUCCACUGACACCUUGCCAUAUGCUACAAUGGGAUCGGGUUCUCUAGCUGCAAUGUCUGUUUUUGAAUCGAAGUACAAAGAAGGCCUGACUAGGGAUGAAGGGAUUCGGCUGGUAACCGAGGCGAUAUGUUCUGGGAUAUUUAACGAUUUGGGGAGUGGAAGUAACGUCGAUGUUUGUGUUAUUACCAAGGGCCAAAAGGAUUAUAUGAGAAACCACCUGUUGCCGAAUCCUCGUACGUAUGUCAGUUCAAAAGGCUAUUCCUUCCCCAAAAAAAACAGAGGUUCUGCUGACAAAGAUUACGCCAUUGAAGGAAAAAGUAGAGGUAAUCGAAGGAGGCGAUGCUAUGGAAGAGUGAGAACGACGAAAGCACAGGUUCAGUUUGGGGAAUUUCAAAGCUUUUCUUUUUCUCUUUUCUCAAGUGGAUAUUACUAGAAAAUUCAGUUUGGCCUUGAGUUCAUGCUGUGAAUGGCUUGAUUUAAACUUAUCAAUAUUUGCAGCCCAAGAGGACUGUUAGAUA